AAAGUAAAGAACGAAAGAAAGAAAGAAAGAAAGAAAGCAGACUUGGAAUCAGGGGUCGCAGUUGGAUCUGGCAACCCAGGCCGGUUCAGCUGGCUGCGCUCAGCCCCAGUCCGGAUCUCACUCCACCUGGAUGCGGUGACUUCUCUGUCCUCUGCUUUAACUUCACUUUUUUUUUUCCUUUUCUUCUCAUCGCUUCGAAAACAAGGCGCAAAAAAUGGCCGGAGCGAUCAUCGAGAACAUGAGCACCAAAAAGUUGGUGAUUGUUGGAGUUGUUCUGCUUCUCUUCCAGGCUUUUGCCUUCAUGGUCGGAGGGCUGAUCGCCCCUAGUCCCACCACCGCCGUCCACUACCUGGCCACUAAGUGCGUGGACAAGGGUCACGAUCAAGGCCGGAAGUGGUUCAUGCCCUGGGGCCUGAACCAGUGCGACAAGAUUCGAGACUUUGACGAAGCCAUGGCCAAGAGGAUCAAGGCCAACAACAUCGUCUUCUCCGUCCACAUCCCUCUGCCCGAUAAAGAGAUGAGUCCCUGGUUCCAGUUCAUGCUCGUCAUCCUGCAGUUCGACAUCGCUUUCAAAAUGUACAACCAGAUCGAGGACGGAGCCUUGGCCACUAUAGAUGUCAGCCUGGCCUACAGAGACGACAUGGUGAGCGAGUGGACAGAGAUGGCCCAAUCUCUGGAGGAACGCAAACUAAGCUGUAACUUCACUACAGCUAAGAUCAUAGAGAACGAGGGUCGCUACUACGAAUGUGACCUCUUGCCUUUCAUGGAGGUCGGCACUGUGUCCCAUAAAUACUACCUGGUGAACAUCAGGUUACCGGUGAACGAACGUAAGAAGGUGAACGUGGGAAUAGGCGAGAUUAAAGACAUCCGCCUGGUGGGAAUCCAUCAAAAUGGUGGUUUCACUAAGGUCUGGUUUGCCAUGAAGACCUUCCUCACUCCCAGCAUCCUCAUCAUCAUGAUCUGGUACUGGCGGAGGAUCACCUUGAUGACCAGACCGCCCGUCCUGCUGGAGAAGUUGAUCUUUGCACUGGGGAUCUCUAUGACCUUCAUCAACAUACCAGUGGAGUGGUUCUCCAUCGGAUUCGACUGGACAUGGAUGCUGCUGUUCGGAGACAUUCGUCAAGGGAUCUUCUACGCCAUGCUGCUCUCCUUCUGGAUUAUCUUCUGUGGAGAACAUCUCAUGGACCAAACGGAGAGGAAUCGCUUCUCCAUGUACUGGAAGCAGGUGGGACCCAUCGUCUUUGGCUCCUUCUGCCUCUUCAUCUUCGAUAUGUGUGAGAGAGGAGUGCAACUGACCAACCCAUUCUACAGCAUCUGGGCUUCAGAUGUUGGCACCGAACUGGCCAUGGCAUUCAUCAUCGUGGCUGGAAUAUGCGCCUGCCUCUACUUCCUCUUCCUGUGCUUCAUGGUGUUCCAGGUGUUCAGAAACAUCAGCGGGAAAAGAUCGUCUCUGCCGGCGAUGACCAAAGCUCGCCGUCUGCAUUACGAGUUCCUGAUGUUGGUCACUCUGGCGUGUGCGGCCAUGACCGUCAUCUUCUUCAUCAUCAGUCAGGUGAAUGAGGGACACUGGCACUGGGGAGAUUACACGGUUCAGAUAAACAGCGCGUUCUUCACCGGGAUUUACGGCAUGUGGAACCUGUACGUGUUCGCCCUCAUGUUCCUGUAUGCGCCGUCUCACAAACGCUACGGAGAAGAACGGUCCAGCGGAGAUCAGGGAGGGAACAGUGGAGAGGACAUCCAGCUCACCACCACCAUCACCCAUGCCGACGGACCCACCGAGGUGUACAGAAUGACGGGAAAGGAGUCGCAGGAAUAGGUGCUUAUAUCUCACUUCCUACUUCCUCCAUCUUCUGACAUUUUUAUAGCUACCAUUCUUUUAUACACUGCUCCUGAUGUGCGCUUUUCAGGCACCUGAUCCAACCUUCUCCUUAUCCAAGUGCCCUUGAUCCAAUGCUGAGGUUCAUUUUGUGUUUUUUUUUUUUUUUAAUCUUCUCCUGUAUAGAUUUUCUCUUUCAGCUCCGAUCAUCAUAACUAAGCCACUUGUAUAACAAGUUAAAAAAAAAAAAAGCUCUUUGCGAUGCUGCCUCUUUAGGCCACCUUCCUCCAAAUUGGGACAUUUUUCCUGCAUAGUUCCUUAAUGUGUUAUAAAUAACAAUUAUUGGAAAUUAGUAGAAUCUUUCUAAUUAGAAAUUUCAUAACCUAUGACUAUUGUAUGUACAAAACAUCUUUUUAACUGGUCGGAAGGGUAAAAUGUCCACGAGGAAGUCAGGAAGAUGAGCAGGAGUAAAAAAAAAACAAAAGUUUUGGAUUGUAACCUCAUAGAGGAACUGCUCCUUCAGUGGAGGCAUUAGUGAGGUGGAUUUUUGUGCCAUCUUGUGGACAGAAGCGGAAGUUCCAAAGUGUAUUACUGUCAUCUCAUUGACCAAAUCGUUAGGAAGAAAAUUUUUGGGCAUUACCAAGCAGGUUAUUUAUUUUAUCUGCAGUUCAGAUUCUUUCAGCUAGCAAUGUGUGGAUGAUGAUCAUGGCAUACAGUGUCAAAAUCCUGCAUUACAAAACUUUUCCUCGACUGCUUUUUAUUUCCUUUGUAUGAUGAUGAUUACAGGAUUGCCUCCUUUGAGAAAGACAGAGGAGUCAUCUUGAAACUUCUGAAAAAUAAGGAACUAUUCUUCAUAAAUGCAUCCGACAGUGUAUCACUGAAUUGGUCACAGGAUAUUACCUAAUGUAUGUUUUUUUUUUCCCCCCUCAUUUAAUGUUAAAGUUUAAAACUAUACGUCGGCCUGUUUUUAAACUUGUGACCUAGUAUACGCCCUUCCUCUCCUCCCCACACACACACACACACACACACGUUUAUAACACUGCAGCGUUCAGCAUUUUCCCUCCAUCAUGUUUUACAACACAUUAAGUUCAUAUCUAGUAUGUUACGAUGUAGAUCUAUUUUUUAAAAAGUACUUAUUUUCAACUGUUAGCUGUAUCACUGUCUGUUGUAUAAUAAAAGGACUUUUUUUUUUUCACAA
Messenger RNA from Tachysurus fulvidraco (yellow catfish), 3014 nucleotides. It is a transcript of the gene wls, whose product is annotated as Wnt ligand secretion mediator. Gene Ontology annotation, molecular function: Wnt-protein binding. NCBI's taxonomy places the organism in Eukaryota, Metazoa, Chordata, Actinopteri, Siluriformes, Bagridae. Gene Ontology annotation, cellular component: endomembrane system; organelle membrane. The record is from RefSeq and is a predicted model, not a curated record. Gene Ontology annotation, biological process: intracellular protein transport; Wnt signaling pathway; Wnt protein secretion. The transcript has 12 exons. The coding region runs from base 215 to 1816 and encodes 533 amino acids.